Messenger RNA from Oppiella nova, 751 nucleotides. NCBI's taxonomy places the organism in Eukaryota, Metazoa, Arthropoda, Arachnida, Sarcoptiformes, Oppiidae. The record is from the annotation of a GenBank genome assembly.
AUAAUACUUUACAAUUUAUUAAAUGUAAUCGCUGUUAAUAACGAUGAGAUUAAAGAUCUCCUGGGGCUCUCUAAACCCAUUAAUUUUAAACAAUAUUCCCGUUAUUUAGAUAUUACUAAAGAUAAACAUUACUUCUAUUGGUUCGUCGAGAGUCAAAAGGAUUCCGAGAACGCACCGGUAGUCCUAUGGCUGAAUGGAGGACCCGGUUGUAGUUCACUGUUUGGAAACCUGGGAGAGAACGGACCCUUUCGAGUGAAUUCCGACGGAAAGACUCUGGUGUUGAACCCCAACAGUUGGAAUACUGUGGCGAAUGUCAUAUAUUUGGAAACACCGGUCAAAACUGGCUUUAGUUAUACAGACGAUAAAAGCCAUAAAAAUACAGAUACGGAAACGGCAGCCGAUAACUUGGCAUUCCUGGAGAUUUUCUUUGAAAAAUACCCAAAUUUUAAGAAAAACCCAUUUUAUAUAACGGGAGAAAGUUAUGCCGGAAUUCAUAUACCAUUGUUAGCCAAGAAUAUAUACAAAGCAAAGUCCACAAUAAAUUUAAAGGGUGUGGCCAUUGGAAAUGGAGUCCUUACGGGAACACUAGAUGAUCAGUCAAACAUAGACUUUGAUUUGGGCCACGGAUUGAUUACAACCGAUUCCUACGAGAAAUUGAUUGAAAACUGUUGUGAGUAUAAAGCGGGUGAAAUGUUACGUGAAUGCGAUCUCACAAAUCCAGCCAAUAAGGCGUAACUAUUAAAUACAGUAC